GAAGAGAGCUGCAAAACGAUCUUCUUCCAUAAAUGAUCAACAAUUAGAAAGAGAGAUAGAAGUGUUUGAGAAAAUUUCUUUAUCUGAAGUUGUCGAUUAUGUCACCAGCAAAGCUGCUAAUCUUGAGCAUGAUGAUAUGCUAUCCUUCGAUCUUUGCGUUGAGCUUGAUGAUGUAUUGGUUGCUGCACAUAAUGCAAAAAAUACGGUAAAGUUAAUAGUGGAUGAGAUCGAGGGAUUUGAUGGAUAUGAUUGGAUAUUCACAACUGGACCUGAAAUGUCAUUACGCCAUUAUGGAGUCAGUAUAUUUUAUCUUGCAUGUUCACAGUGCUGUGAACUUGAGCCAAGAGAAGCAAUGAUUAGAUUUCAUCAUAAUAUUCAGCAUGAGAAACCUGUUGAUAUUACUAUCCCACCGGAAGUAAAGCACGAAAUUAUGCAAAAUCUUCAUAUGAAUCCCGUGCAGUUACGAGCACAUCUCCGUCAAAUGUUUGAUGUUUCGCUUGUCACUGCGAAACAAAUUUACUAUUGGUGGUCAACAUCUUGCCAGCGCUUUUAUAAAUCAGAUGAAGAUCAUGUAGUUUCUGUGUGUCACUUUACAGUGAUUGGAUUCACAACUCCUUUAUUAGCUGGGUUAUUACCAUUGUCGAGUGUACAUUGUGACGCAACUUACAAAAUGACCAAAGGAUGCUUCGAACUCUACGGGAUUAUCGGUAACAUUGAGGGUGCAGAAUUUCCAGUAGCAUAUCUCAUUUUGAACACUACGAAGUCGCAAGCGAAUUCAUCGCAAUCAAUAUCAACCAGAUGA
Ambispora gerdemannii is the source of this 802-nucleotide messenger RNA. The record is from the annotation of a GenBank genome assembly. NCBI's taxonomy places the organism in Eukaryota, Fungi, Glomeromycota, Glomeromycetes, Archaeosporales, Ambisporaceae.